AAGUCUCCUAACCUAUUCUGUACCUUCACGCUGAGCGUGUCCCGCAGGUAGAAGCUGCGCAGUCACGCAGCGCACUGCCUCGCGCCCUCGGUGCCCAUGGGCGCAGCCGCUGUGUUUGCAGCCGACUGACGUCAUGAGCGUCCUGCUGCCCAACAUGGCGGAUUUUGACACCAUCUAUGAACUGGACGAAGAGGAUGAGAGGGUGGUCAGCGAGGAGCAGCUUGUGAGAUUCUGCCCGGAGCCGGUUAUCAUGCGGGGAGCCGGACACAUCACGGUAUUUGGUCUGAGCAACAAAUUUGAUACAGAGUGUCCUUCAGUUCUCACUGGAAAGGUUGCUUCAGAAGAAUUCAAGACGAGUAUCGGCCGCGUCAAUGCCUGCUUGAAGAAGAAUCUCCCUGUAAAUGUAAAAUGGUUGCUCUGUGGCUGCCUUUGUUGCUGUUGCACACUGGGCUGCAGUUUGUGGCCUGUUAUUUGUCUUAACAAAAGAACAAGAAGAUCACUUCAGAAGUUGUUAGAAUGGGAAAAUAACAGAUUGUACCAUAAGCUUGGGCUGCACUGGAAGUUAAGUAAAAGGAAAUGUGAAAGCAGUAACAUGAUGGAAUAUGUAAUUCUUAUAGAAUUCUUGCCCAAAUAUCCUAUAUUUCGACCUGACUGAAGAAGUGUACGAGACCUCCUGCUGUAUGGUCUUUCAUUCCUACCUUAGUGCCUUGUAGAUAGGUUGGACAGAUGAUUGUCUACGCUGCUGUGUUAUAACUUUCCUUAGAACUUUGUACAGUAGAAUCGCAACACCAUCGCUUUCCUUUAGAGCAAACUUUGCACUUUCAUUUCCUUACUUUAAGCAAUGCUCCUUUGUUGCACUCAGAACCUUGUUUUGAACCACAAAUAAGGUAAUUGCCACAGAGGACCUUAAUAUUGAUGCUGUCUAAAAUGUGCAAAGAAAGAGGUGCCACACGCAUGCCGCAUGUACAUGUGUGCCUCAGAUCGUUUGUGAAAUAGCUAACUUCCAGCCUAUUCCAGCAGAGUUACCAAGUUUACGGAACGAAAGACUAUUGAUAUUUUUGUUUGCUGGGUAGGCUACAGAGCCCAAGUUAAAAUUGCUUUACAAAUUCAUCACCUUUCUUUUUUGCUGCACUGUUUUAGUGGCAGCCUAUCUGCCUUGUAUACCAAUCACUAACCAUUAGAUUUUAUAAUCGUAUUUAAAAAUCAUAGCUUUAUUUGGGUGACAUUAAGACAAAGAGAAACAUUUUGCAUUAAACAUACUUAUUUAGGAGCAUGUUUAAGACAGCAUCAUUUCUUUUGCACUUUGGAAAUUACUUUUUGCUGGAAAGCUAAGAAACAAACAUGUAAAUAGUGCUUCAGUACAAAAUGUACAGUGUGGUAUGCCAUUGUUUACAGAAUGUAAUAUAGCUCUUAUAUUGUAUCGCCAAGAAUUGAAUGUAGAUUUGUUAUGAAUGAGAUUUCUAAGCAACUUUCCAAUGUGUAUAGACCUGUUUAACCUAGUAAGCCAUAUUGAUUAUGUACAUAAUGCCAGAUUAAGGACUGCAUAUUGCACUUCAGCAAGCUGAGAAGGAAUCUGGAGUGUAACUCUGGGUUCAUUUAAAGAGGUAAUGACUAAUGUCUUUCCUCUCAUUAGUGUAACACCAUUCUCAGUCCCUUAUUGUUUUGGUGUUUGGUGUUGAUAUGUGUGUGUCUUAAAUGAUUCCCCUGUUUUUACUGAACACAACACUAAGUUCACCUCCUACAGGUAGCAGGACUCCACCUGUGCCUUGCACUUGUGUUACAAGCUGUGAGAAUUAGGUGGGGCACUAUUACCUGUAACACAGCAAGUUGUUAUAUACAAUUAAAUUUCCUUUUUUUAAUUUAUUUUUUUUACUUUGAACUUAUUUGGGAUGUUUGUAAUUAGAAACCGUUCACGAGGAGCACCCCAACAGAGUGCUGUUAUAUUUUCUGUAAAGACUGCAGAUGUUCAACCUUUAUGUGAAUAUGCAAAGGAUAUUCAUGUGUAUCAAUCUUACUCUAUUUGACACUAAACUGUACUCUUGCUGCUACAUCGACCCCGAGGCCAGCACCUGUAUUUGGCUUGCAUAUUUUUGACGAUGGGUAAGCGUAAAAGAAGUAAGCAUUUUAACACUUAGCAACAGUUAACACCCCAGAGCAGAGAACUUUCAUCAGACUUGUAGUGCAAUGGCACUUUAAGUGGGCUUCACUUAAGUUAAAGUGAAAAUGUAAUGUUUGGGCAAAACAAUAAGAGACUUGUGAUUGUGUUAAACUUACGAGAUGCAAGAAGAAAAAAAAAAAAUGGCUAUUACAACUUUUUUUUUGUUAUUGAGUCCAAGACCAUUCCUUUGUCAUGUUUAGCAGUUGAUUUGAUCAACCUGUACCCUGCCAGGAUCAGCCAAUGAAAAAGCAAAUGAAGUUAAACACGUUUUUGGCCAUUUUAAAAGAGAACACUGUUACAUGUAGCUCUUGUUUAUGUCUUCUGUUUUUAAUCUUUCAGUGCCAGGCAUGCUCUUCGUAAUGGUUCUUUCAUGAUUGCCUGUAUGUUAAUUACAAUUCUGAUUACAACCCAUCCACUUCUUUCGGGGCUGGUGCUUGUGUGACAGUGGUUAUUUUGUACUAAAAAUGCCUGCUUGGACAGUCUAGGUAGGUCGUACGCUUCAGCAUUAUAACACAACCGCGGGUGAGACUUAUUUCUUUUCUUUGUAACUUAAAACCAUGUCGGACAUUUUCUUCAAAUAUGAUUCCCCCAAAAGUUGACCUAAAAUUGGAAAACAAUGUAUUUUUGCAUCAUUGUGUGUACUCUUAAUUUUGAUAUUUAAAAUAACAAUAAUAAUAAUAAUAAUAAAAUAACAUGAUGAAUAUGA
Messenger RNA from Acipenser ruthenus (sterlet), 2864 nucleotides. RefSeq names its product cysteine-rich hydrophobic domain-containing protein 2-like. Bases 134 to 655 code for a protein of 173 amino acids. The record is from RefSeq and is a predicted model, not a curated record. NCBI's taxonomy places the organism in Eukaryota, Metazoa, Chordata, Actinopteri, Acipenseriformes, Acipenseridae. The transcript has 6 exons.